ACCACGAUGAAUCACAACAUAUCCCGGUAGUAAAUACUGGAAAAAAUCGGUAUACACACCAUGUACUAAAAACAGAAUUCCAGGAAAAGCUAUGUGACAGUUUGGAAUUCACACUCUUUAAACACCGAUACGGAUGCCUCAAGUUGAGCACAUGGGUGAAACAGACUUAGAGACUGUGACCGUGACCCCAUUUGUUCAUCAGGUCGGAGGUCACACAUGCGUACUGCAGGUCACCCCAAAUAUCGUCUGCAAACCUUACCAAGAAAACGAGGUUCUGUUUUAUAGGAAGUUACCGAAGGGAUUGCAAGGCUUUGUGCCAUUUUAUAGAGGGUUGAUCAACAUCCACUGUGACUAUAGCAAUGAUAAUAUUAAGUUUUACGGAGAAGUUGCCAAGGGCUCCGUGAGACCCAUUCAUAACUCCUAUAAUGACGUCAUAACGGAGAAAAUCUGUUUGAUCAAUGAUGUCGUUUCCGAGAGUGAAUCUGAUGAAAGCCUUCGUGCCUGGAGUGAUCAAUGCAUUCGUCGCCAGAUUGACAGAUACGGCUACUGGAGCGAGGGAAAAGCACAGCAAUUCAUAAUGUUGGAGAAUCUGGUGGCACCUUACCGCUAUCCCUGUGUCAUGGAUCUCAAAAUGGGGACCAGUCACAGGUCACCGGACGCAUCUGAGGCCAAAAGGAGAAUGCUGGAAGAAAGAUGGCUGUCUUCAACUUCCGCCUCACUGGGCUUCCGGAUGUGUGGAAUUCAGGUUUACAAACACGACACCAAAAGUUAUGUGUCACAUGACAAGUAUUUUGGACGUGGAUUGGACAAAAAUGGCGUGAGAGAUGAAAUGAUCAAUUUCUUUCAUAAUGGUUUGUCAUUGAGAAAAGACGUUAUAGCGUCCAUAGUUACCAAAUUACGCAAAAUGCUAGAAGCCUUAGAUACACAAUGUGCCUUCAAGCUUUUUUCGUGUUCCCUUUUAAUUCUCUACGAAGGUGAUGUUACUCUUGCCACAGAUAAAGGUGUUCCGAAUGUUACUUCCCUAGACGUCCAGUGCAAUACUGAUAUUCGACUUAUAGAUUUCGCCAAUGCCAUAGAAACAACUUCCUGUUCUAAGCAAGAUCUCUCUACCAAGGCAGGGAUUCGCUUUGGUAUUAAAAGCCUUAUAACUUUACUAGAAGAGUUUUUGUAAAAAUAA
Messenger RNA from Saccostrea cuccullata (small rock oyster), 1177 nucleotides. RefSeq names its product inositol hexakisphosphate kinase 1-like. The coding region runs from base 134 to 1171 and encodes 345 amino acids. Gene Ontology annotation, cellular component: nucleus; cytoplasm. The record is from RefSeq and is a predicted model, not a curated record. Lineage: Eukaryota; Metazoa; Mollusca; Bivalvia; Ostreida; Ostreidae. Gene Ontology annotation, molecular function: inositol hexakisphosphate kinase activity. The transcript has 6 exons. Gene Ontology annotation, biological process: phosphatidylinositol phosphate biosynthetic process; inositol phosphate biosynthetic process.